UCCUGUUUUGAUUCUGGCAACGCUGACUCCCGAAAAUGGAUAGUUAGCUUCGACAUUAUUUUUAAUUGAGUGUUUUUUCUAACAUAUCCUCACGGUAAAUCAACAUCAGUUGUAACUGCUUGUCUCGUGAAUCUAUACGUGACGCAUGGAUAGUCGUUGUUAUUGCUGCGCAUCAAAGUUCAGUCUUUUCAAGAAGGAGCUGGGCUGUAGGAACUGCGGCCGCUCCUUCUGCUCCAGCUGUUUGACUUUCAGUGCUGUGGUGCCUCGCUGUGGCAACACCCAGCAGAAGGUCUGUAAACAGUGCCACGGCAAUCUGACGAGUGGCGAAUCUUCAAAGGAUGCAGGAAGAUGGUCCCCUCCGGAAAAUUAUAAGAAACGGAUUGCUGCACUUGAGGCCAAACAACAGGGACAGUUGACACAACAUGGAGGAAGCAGAAACAGCAAAGUGGGCCACCUACCAGUCAAAGGCCUGAGUAAAGAAGACCAAGCUAUUGCUGAGAGACUUCAAAAGUUAAAAGAGGACACUAAACCAAAAUCUGUCCCAUCGGAGAAAGAGCUUGAGUCUCGCCUUUCUGCUCUCAAGGCUCCCAUCCACCCAGUGCCUUCUACAGUGGAGAUGGAGGACCGUCUGGCAGCUCUUCGGGGUCAACCGGCACCAUCUCAAGCUCCUCCACCUGUGCACCGGCCUCCUGAUAACCAAACUCAGACUGAAAAAGCCAAUGAUUUGAUAACUCAGAUGACAGAGGAAGUGGCUAUUGACAACCAGCAAUCAAAUCCUGAAUGCAGUGUAGAUGGUCUUAUGAAUGAUCUUAACAAGGGACAUGGAACAACAAUGGAUGAGAACAUGGAAGAUAACCAAGAGACAGCUAGGCAGCUGGAGGCUGAGAAAGACCAUUUGCUUGAAGAGGCCAUGCAGGAGCUGAGGAAAGAGCACCAUACCCAGGAUCAGGUUCUUCACAUGGCCAAGAGACUGGCACAACUAAAGGGGCAAGACCCAGACAAAGUCACUAUGGAGGACUUCCAGCAACCUGACAGUGAAGAGGAGACCGAGGAAGAAGCUGUUAGGAGGGUGUUAAAACAGCUUUCAGAAGAAGCUGCGCUUGAUGAGGCCAGUGGCUACAACAUACCUUUAGAAGAGAGCGGUCCACGAAACACAGAAAAGAAAAAAGUCUCCAAGAAACCGACUCCAUCUAAGAGCAAGAUUAUACCAGCUGCUGUUGCACACCAGCCAUCAGACAGUGAUGAGGAAGAGCUUCCAUGGUGCUGCAUCUGUAGCCAAGACGCCAGCCUUCGCUGUCACACUUGUGAUGGAGACCUGUACUGCAACCGCUGCUUCCGGGAGGGCCAUGAUAAAUAUGACAGGAUGGAGCAUCGAACCACAAACUACACUGCGCCAAAGAAGAAAAAUAAGAUGAAGAAAUGAAAAUGAAGCUGUGCUGCAGGUGUUUGCCGUAUCAGGCUUGGAUCCUUCAUGAGUGAAAGAUGUGCUCAUUAGCCUCAAGUGACUUGUUAUUGUUUCUAAAAUAGAGUCUUUGAAAGUGUAAACUUAUAAUCUACCACUAGUAAGAGCCCAUUGUAACCCAUUAACUUAUUUUUGCCAGUCAUUUAUAGGAAACUCCCCCCCUGCUUUCUGUUCCUCCUAAGGCUGUUAUAAAUAUGGAUUAAUAAACAUCUUAUUUGCAGAGCAGUCUUAGCAAAGAAAUAGCCUUUACAUAAUUACUGUACAAUACAGUAGCUACAGUAUCCAGAACAUUACUUAUAUUUGUUAAAUGUAAACAUUAAAAGGAGAAUUUGUAGAAGUUGUUAGAGAGUGUUGGUCUUUUAGCAAUAAAACACAGCUGCUACACAGAACCGUUCAGAACUAAAUAAAAAGCAUGAUUUCUUUUUUA
Messenger RNA from Melanotaenia boesemani (Boeseman's rainbowfish), 1889 nucleotides. It is a transcript of the gene zfyve19, whose product is annotated as zinc finger, FYVE domain containing 19. Lineage: Eukaryota; Metazoa; Chordata; Actinopteri; Atheriniformes; Melanotaeniidae. The transcript has 11 exons. Gene Ontology annotation, cellular component: midbody; cleavage furrow; centrosome. Gene Ontology annotation, biological process: abscission; mitotic cytokinesis checkpoint signaling. The record is from RefSeq and is a predicted model, not a curated record. Gene Ontology annotation, molecular function: metal ion binding; phosphatidylinositol-3-phosphate binding. The coding region runs from base 146 to 1423 and encodes 425 amino acids.